Messenger RNA from Anolis sagrei ordinatus, 3751 nucleotides. RefSeq names its product neural proliferation, differentiation and control 1 (gene NPDC1). Gene Ontology annotation, cellular component: membrane. The record is from RefSeq and is a predicted model, not a curated record. NCBI's taxonomy places the organism in Eukaryota, Metazoa, Chordata, Lepidosauria, Squamata, Anolidae.
GUGGCCCCGCCCCUCCGUCCCCCUGCCGGUGCAGAAGGGGAGAUGCGCUUCCCGGAGGAGGAGGAGGAGGAUGAAGAAGGCCGCCCUCCUGCUGCUCUGGCUGCCCUUCGCGGGGGCCUUCCUGGCCGGGCCCUUCGAUUCCUGCCCCCGGAACCUGGAUUGCACCCUACAGCGGAGGGAGUUCUGCUUGCCCGGGUCUGGCACCUGCGGCCCCUGCCUGCCCCAGUUCACAGAGGAUGCAGAGGGGAGAUGCACCCCGAAGACCCCCGCAAUGGCCGCCGCAGUGCGAGCUUCGCUACCCAACCUAGAGGAAGAAAUUGAUCUGGUGGCGAAUGCCGCCAGCCAGAUCCACCUGCGCCAAAAUGGGACAGGAACUACAACUCCCAGGAGCCCGCCAUCCAGGGUCGGCGCGCAAAAGAGCCGGAAGGGAAGUCCCGCCGCCACGGCACCCGUCGAAAGCUCUCCGGUGGAAUCGCCCCGACUGUCCUCCAACGAUGCCCUCAUCCUGGGGAUGAUUGUCGUCUGUACAGCCGCAGGCAUCGCAGCUUUGGUGGUGGCUGCCGUUUGCUGGUGCAGGCUGCAGAAGGAGCUGCGUCUGGCCCAGAAGGCAGACUACCUGACCCAGAGGGUUCCUGGCCCACCAUCCUACGACGCCGUUUCGCCUGGGGAUAAGAAGCUGGCUCAAAGCGCCCAGAUGUUCCACUAUCAGCACCAGAAGCAACAGAUGCUCUCCGUCGAAAAGCAGAAGGAGGAGACCAAGCCCCCCGAAUCGGCUUCUUCAGACGAAGAGAAUGAGGAUGGUGACUUCACGGUCUAUGAAUGCCCUGGAUUGGCACCCACCGGCGAAAUGGAGGUGAAGAACCCGCUUUUCGACGACGCUUCCUUGCACCCACCGCUUCCUCUUCCUCCUUCACGCAAACCGCACCCGUGACCCAGCGAACUUUGACCCCGAAAUGCAGGACUGGCCUCCUUCUUCGUCCCCCCAAUAACUUUGCAGCAAACCCUUGGAGGUUAAUUCCAUCCCGCUGGCGAGAAAAAACAUCAUAACGUCUGAGUUCUAGGUUCUGGGUUCUAGGUUCUGGGUUCCGAUCCUCCCGCUUUGGCUGCAAAAAAAGAGAAAAGAAAUGGGAUUUUGGGGUGGGGGGCAAUAAGAGGAGGAAAUAUCAGGAUUUUGGGGGAAUCAGAGGAAUACAUUUAGAGGCAAACUCACCCGCUUUCCAUUGCAGAGACUGAGAGCUUCAAAUGUGCAUUAAAAGGGAAAUAUACAAUAGUAAUAAUAUAUUAUAUAUUAUUAUAAUAUAUAAUAAUAUAUUAUAAUAUAUAUUAUGUAUCACUUUUGAUGUUCAUAAUAAUAAUAGUAAUAAUGAUACUAUAUUAUUAUUAUUAUUAUUAUUAUUAUUAUUAUUAUUAUUAUUAUUAUUAUUAUAUGUAAGCCUGGCAGAAAUCAUCACUUAAAUCCAAUGGUUGCUUUUCUCUUUCUUUCUCUCUCUCUUCCUUCCGCACUUUUGGCAUCAGAUGCCUUGCAAAGCCCUCAGCACACCAAUCAGAUUGAUUCCUUCCAUGUAAUAAUAGAAUAAAAUUAAAACUUUGCCGACGGUUCCUGGAAACUAUAUUUCCCGGUUCUUUGCAAACCGUUUACCCCCACUUUUCCCCAUGUAAAUUUAAUUUUGGGGGACAAUUCUGCAGUUUACCUUGUAGAUUAGUAGGUCAAAAUUAAGCAGGAAAGAGAUAUAAAUAUUAAUUAUAAUACUCAUCAUAAUAUUGCAACUCCCAUCAUCCUUCACUGGUUUGGAGCUGAUGGGAUUCUCAAUUCGAUGUUGCUGGUUUCUCUUCUCGGUGAAUCCUCUCCCGUGUUUAGUCUGAACGUCAAUGGUGGUAACAAUUCAAAUCCACUUUGGACAUCAUCAUAAUAUACUUUAUUUAUAUUCCACCCUAUCUCCCCGAGCAGACUCCAGAACACAUAUACGGCAAACAUUCAGUGCCAUUAUGUAAUUAACAAGAACAGACAAUACAUAAACAGAAGUAAAGGCUUUUCCCAUAUUUUCAAUUUUCGGCAUCUGGAGGUUGUGCUCGUUCCAGCCACAGGGGGUGCUGUUGCUCCAUCUUCUAUGCCGAGGAGCUUUGUUGUCCUUAGGCGUCCUUCCGGUUCUUAUGGGCGCCUUUUAUUACCUCCCUGCUUAAAGCAGUACCUAUUUAUCUACUCACAUUUCUGUUUUCAAUUUGCUAGGUGGGCAGAAGCUGGGGCUGACAGUGGGUGCUCACCCCAACCCGAGCUUGAACUGCCAACCUUUCAAUCAGCAGUAUUUUCUGCAGCUUAGCAGUUUAGCCUGCUGUGCUAAGCCCAACUCCUUUUAAUACAAAACUUGGGACUUUGCUUUGUGGCGAAAAGCAGAACGGAACCAAAGAGAUAUUAAUGUCACAUCCAUAGCCCUUAUUGGUAUUGAGUACUGCAGCUCCCAUUAUCCCUUACAAUUGGCUGGGCAAGGGAGAGAGAGUGAGAGAUUGGGAUAUAUUUAUUUCUGGGGCAUUUGUUGGAAAUUGAUCUAAUGUUGGAAACGAAGCUGGGUUGGUUCUGAUCAGUCGUUGAAUAGGAAAUAAGAGAAGCUCAUAUUGGCUGUAAUAGAUGGAUCCAAUGCCUUUGCUUUGCUUUUUGGGAUUCAAAAUCACUUUAAAUUGGUUCCUAAGCAACCAAGUGCCGAAGGGGACAAUGGGACUCGAACCUGCAACCCCUGAGCCCCAAAAUACAUUGGCCGGGACCCAGGAAGACUUUUGUCGGGUAUUAAUGGUGAAUCUAGUGUGGAGUAGUGGCUUUCUGGUGCAAGGAAGUGAUGCACAAGUGUUGUGUCCAAGUGUGAGUGUGCAAGCAUGCCCUGUUUUCCAUGCAUUUUCUAGUUAGUGUGCACAAUGGAGUGCCUGACUUGCACAGAGGCACAGGAGUGCAUGUGAGAAGUGUGCAAACGUGCAAGGCUUAUGCACUGCAGUGAAGUGUGCAUGAAGGGGUGUCAUGGAAGCAUGCGGGAGUAUGCAAAUGUGAAGAUUGUGUAUUACCAUUGGAGGGUUGCAGAUGUGUGCAAAACAAAGUGUGAGCACUUAAAAUGCAUGUGAGAAACAUGUAAACAUGCAGGGCUUAUACACUGCGGUGCAGUGUGCACGAGGGGGUGUCGUGAAAGCACACGGGGAUGUGCAAAUGUGCAGUUUGUGCAUUACCUUUGUGGGUGCAUAAAAGCACAGAGGAGUGUGGAGACGUGAAACACUUAUGCAUUUCAGUGGGUUUUAAGUGCACACGAAGGAGUGUUGAGAAUGCACGGAAGCACACAAGUGUGCAAACGUGCAACCUUUUUGUGUGUUGCAGCGGAGUGAAGUCAGCACGAGGGAGAAUUGUGCAAAGCACAUGGAGAUAAGUGUGCAAACGUGCAACAUUAUGCAUUCAGUGCAAGAGGGAACACUGCUGUAAUGGAAGCUUGACUACUACUACUGUUAUUGUUAUUAUUAUUAUUAUUUGUGUUACUCUGGCUGCAGCGAAAACAACACUUACCCUAAGCAUGCAUUUCAGUGCACAGAUUUUGCACAACUAGCAAAGGGGGGAAAGCAGGGAAGACAACGCUGUGCUUUAAUUUGGGGGGAGGGGUGUUCCUCUCUUUUCUUUUUUCUUUCUGUUUCACUCUUUCGCUCCGAACCGAUUCUUGUACGGACUCCGUUUAGUACCACUUUCAGAAGCGCAAACUUUUAUUAAAAUGACCUGAUUUCAAAA